This is a messenger RNA of Notechis scutatus (mainland tiger snake), 8095 nucleotides long. It is a transcript of the gene SYDE2, whose product is annotated as synapse defective Rho GTPase homolog 2. NCBI's taxonomy places the organism in Eukaryota, Metazoa, Chordata, Lepidosauria, Squamata, Elapidae. Gene Ontology annotation, cellular component: synaptic membrane. The record is from RefSeq and is a predicted model, not a curated record. Gene Ontology annotation, molecular function: GTPase activator activity. Gene Ontology annotation, biological process: signal transduction; cell migration; regulation of Ras protein signal transduction.
GACGAACCUGGCCUCUCUCUCCCGUUGUUCUCCCCCGACGUCUCGGCCCAAGCUGGGCAGCCUCGGGGCUAGGAAGGCAAGGCCUCGCGCGCGCGCUCCGGUCCCCCCCCCCAAAAAGCGCUCUCAGCCUAGCUGCUUUGGCAGUAAGGCAUGCGCAUUGCGGAGCGCCCUCUCACCCCGCUCAGUUAUGCCAAAUAUGUGAGCCUGAGCGGCGGCGGCAGCAGCAGCAGCAGCAGCAGCCGCGGCAAAGAGCGAGAGGCGCCCAAGGACCAAGUAGAAGAUCAUGGCGUGCUCUAGCCAGCCGCGCGGCAAGCUGUUGCGCUUGCCGUUGCCGCCGCCGCCGCCGCCUCCGCUUUGCUCAAGGCGCCACCAAGCAGCGGCACCCCUGCUGCGCUCGACGGCAGCGAACUGAAGGAGACGACCAGGCAUGGCUGACCCUCUGCGUAGGACUUUCUCCAAGCUGCGAAGUAGGAGGUCGCAGCGAGGAGCCGGGGAAGCUGCUGCCGGGGACCCCAGCGAGAGAGGCGGCAGGGGCGUCGGAGCCCUUGGAGGGAAAACCCAGCAGAACCUGCACUUCCAUCACCCCUGCCUGGAAAACGGAGUGACGACCGAAGCGUGUCCCGGGUUGGGGAGCCAGGUGGGCGGUUGUGAAGUGCUCCUCGUGUCCCCGCUGGAGAGGCCGGGCUUGCGGGAGUCGGCUGCCUGGUCCCGGUGGGGAAAGGCGGAGAUGCCCGGAGAAAGGUUGCCGGGAGCCGCCGUGGCCCGCUCUUGCCCUCCGAGAAAGGGCGCGGAAGGCAGGGCGCUGCAGCAGCCGAGCCCCCCGGAACUCCGUGCGCCUCCUCUGGCCGCCGAGCUCUGCUUCUCCUCGUCGUCCUUUUUCCCCAGGGGAUCGGAACCCGGCCCGGCCCUGGAGUGCGGUGGUGGGAGCGAAGAAGACGACUAUUAUGAUAACCAGAGGCUGCCUGGUUGGGGCUGCCAAGGAACGGCCCGAACGCCCGAAGGAGCAGCGCGGGGAAACAAGGAAGGCAGCGCGGCCGCCGUUCCGGGUGCUGGCGGCGGCAGCAGGGCCAGAGCGAGAGAAAGCACCGGCAAACUGCGAAGCCAGCUCCAGGAGGCCUAUUACUUGUUGAUCCACGCCAUGCACGACCUGCCUCCGGCCAGCCCCACAGCUGGAGGACCCUCGCCGCAGCCCGCUAGCCAUCUGCCCGCCUCUGAGGCUGCAGCGAGUGAUGCUUUACGCUGGUCUUUCUCGUGCCCGGACGGAUGCUCGCCGUUGCAAAGAUCCGAUCCCUGUGCCCAAGUUUCAGCCAAGAAUCCCAUCAGGCGCCAGGGCAUAAGCAAGAGUCUGGAGAGCCUCUGCUUUGCCCAGCCUUCUGCUUCCAAACUACUGCUCCUGCCGAGAUGUCGGAGCGAAGGUACGCUCCAGCCUCUGCCUCCAGAGCCACUAGAGCCCCGUGGCCACCUGCUGCUCGAACCUCAGGAACUUGGCACCAGCCAGGAAACCUGCUUCCUGUCAGCUGCCACACAUGGCUCUGGUGACAGCGGUUGUGAGAAGACCCUCAGCAGCCAAGGCCUUGGUGAAGCACAUCCUUCAGGGCUCCAGGAAGACAUGGAGGAGCUGUUGGCCCCUGAGCUGUAUGGAGCCCAGGGCAAAAUGGUGGAUCCAGCAAGAGCAACCAGGGGUAGCCAUGAGGGAAAACCCCAGCACCCCCCAGAAGAUGCCUCCCCGGGCCCCUUCAAACCACCCACUGUGACUGUUCGGAAGCUGCAGAAGUGGAUGUACAAAGGACGCCUGCUCUCCUUGGGCAUGAAAGGCCGGGGUGGGACCGCUGGGAUGUCCCCCCCAUCUUCCCGCACCAAGGUCACUGGGAGUUGCAGGCCACUUCUUGGCAGAGGAGAGGGGCUCACACUUUCGCCCCCUGCUCACUUGAAUGGCCCAGGGCCCAAGGCCCGAGUAUCUUCUUCAGACCAAAGAAUAUUGCUGACAGAGCUGAUUGAAAAUGUUUACAUACCUUCUGUGAGCAGAAGAGAACUUAAGAACUUGAAAUCCAGUGAAGUUUCUGAGUGCAGGCCUCAGAUUGCUAACAUUACUGUGUCCAAGAAGCGGAACUGGUUACAUCAAAGUUCUCUGAGAGUACCUAGUUUGGAAAAAGGAAACUCUUACAAGAAAUUUUCAGGAGAAAAUUACCAGGUACUGAAAUCUUCCAGUCCUUUCUUUGAGCCAAAAAUGCCUCAGACUUUUUCCAGAUUUCUAGGACAGGAAAGCCCUAGAGGAAGAGUCAGUUCUGCACAUGCUGCUGGGAAUGGAACAAGAUCUUUGGCACUACAAAACUGUACUUUAGAUUUUGGUGAAGAUAAUGAUGCAGAUGAUGAAGGAGAAAUAUGGUACAAUCCUAUCCCUGAAGAUGAUGAGCCUGAGUUCCCUUGUUUUCUAAGUGACCAUAAUAAUCAUUUGGACCCCCAAGCCUUGAAUUACAAAAUAGCACCUGGGAAUGAUUUAAUCAAAGUCAUAACGCAUAAUGAAGGCCUUCCUCAAUUCUUAAACUGUUCUGGAAAUGGUCAGCCUAGAGAAACGAGUCAAAUAGAUAAUGUGCAUUCAGUGGAAUAUUUACAAACACAAAAGCCAAAGCCUGUAUGCAAUAUUCUGACUGGGUCCGCAGUGGACGAAGGUCUUCUUAAAACUACUACAGGAGGUCCUGGAAUCAUGUCUGCAAACAAGGCAGAGACAGGAACAGCAGAAUAUUCUCCUCCAAGCCCAAGCCCAUUGAAAAAAGGUGGUUCGAUAAACUGGCCUUUCCCUGAUAAAAUAAAAUCCCCAAGAACAGUCCGGAAACUUUCCAUGAAGAUGAAAAAAUUGCCUGAACUCAGCAGGAAGCUCAGUGUCAAAGGAAAUUCAAGCCAUAAUAGCUCAGACAAUUCUUUGUUGCUUAAAAAUAAUUGCCAGGAGGUAGGCCAUGCACCGUUAGCUUCUUCUGGAAAUGUAACAGCAGCUGCUAGCAGGAAUGUUAUAAGCCGGUAUCAUCUUGAUAGCAGUGUAUCGUCUCAACACAGCUACAAAAAGAAAAACAGGGGGACUUCCAAAUCCUCCAGCAAAGGGGGCUACCUCAGCGAUGGAGACUCUCCUGAGCUUAUAGCAAAAUCAGGGAAAUACGCAGCUGAAAGCAGGGUCGGGAAAGGAAAGGAAGUAUUUGCAGGUAACUUGGGUAAUAAAUCAGAAAUAGACAUUGAUGCUUUUCGACACUACACUUUUGUUGACCAACCCAAAUGUUCCCAGUACAUAUCUGGACUCAUGAGCAUUCACUUCUAUGGUGCAGAGGACCUGAAACCACCACGGAUGGACUCAAAAGAUGUCUUCUGUGCAAUUCAGGUAGAUUCGGUAAAUAAAGCAAGGACCGCUUUGCUGACUUGCAGAACAACAUUUUUGGACAUGGAUCAUACUUUCAACAUAGAGAUAGAAAAUGCUCAGCAUCUAAAAUUAGUGGUUUUUAGCUGGGAGCCCAUGCCAAGGAAAAACCGGGUCUGCUGCCAUGGUACGGUAGUUCUUCCUGCUCUUUUUCGUGUGACGAAGACUCAUCAGUUGGCAGUAAAACUGGAGCCUAGAGGUCUUAUCUAUGUCAAGCUAACUCUUCUGGAACAGUGGGAGAAUUCUUUUUGUGGAACAGAUGGAGAACGAGAACCAAUACUCUUUGGAGUUGAUGCUCGGAAAGUUGUUGAGAAGGAAAAUGAAGGUUUGAUGGUCCCUCUCUUGAUGAAAAAGUGCAUUACGGAUAUUGAAAAAAGAGGUUGCCAGGUUGUAGGGCUCUACCGUUUAUGUGGGUCGGCAGCUGUGAAAAAAGAACUCCGUGAGGCAUUUGAGAAGAAUAGCAAAGCUGUUACUCUAUGUGAAACUCAGUACCCAGAUAUAAAUGUGAUAACAGGUAUCCUCAAAGAUUAUUUAAGGGAGUUGCCUUCUCCGUUGAUAACCAAACAACUUUAUGAAGCAGUGUUGGAUGCCAUGGUAAAAAGACCUUUGAAAAUGACAGCAAAUGGAUGUGAAAACGAUUGUAAUGAUUCAGAACAUACAACGGCUCUUUUGGAUUGCCUGCCAGAAGUUGAGAAAGCAACUCUAAAGAUGCUCUUGGACCAUCUGAAACUGGUGGCUUCAUACCAUGAAGUAAACAGAAUGACUUGUCAGAAUUUAGCUGUGUGUUUUGGGCCUGUAUUACUUAGUCAGUGGCAGGAAACUACCAGCCACAACAAUAGAGUGUUCACGGAUUCAGAAGAGCUGGCCAGUGCCUUGGAUUUCAAAAAACAUAUAGAAGUUUUACAUUAUCUGCUCCAGUUGUGGCCAGUGCAACAUCCAUCAACUGAAGAGUCAGCCUUGCUGGAGCAGCAGUCCUCUGUGAACUAUCUGAGGCCUAAGAAACAGCGGCCUCAAAUGUUAAAUUUAAGCGAAGUGCCUGGGAUCUUGCGAUCCAGGCCAGCCAGACUAGACAGCUCUUCAAGCAACCGCUAUGCUGGCGACUGGACUGCUUGUGGAGAUAACUACUUUGUCGGUCCCAAAGAAGCUCUGAGCGAAGCCGACUAUGAUGAUGUCCCUUCAGAAGAGGCAGAAAGUGGGGACGAUGGCAGCAAAGCGGAUGCUUCCAGAACGCUGCUCCGGAGGCCCAUUUGUGUAUCCAAAGAACGUACCUUUCAGGCGUAUCUGACAAUGCAAACAAUGGAUUCUGCUGUGAACCAUCAAGUUAACCUCAAAAACUUGCAAGAAAGCAUUGAUACGCUGAUAGGAAACCUGGAACGGGAACUCAAUAAAAACAAGCUCAAUAUGAGUUGUUGAUCACUUUGCCAUGUCUCCAGUUUUGUAUGUCCCUUCUGUUGUAUUCCACCAGGAGAGAAUAAGGAAAAGGAUGAGUUUUGGAUGAGGGUCUGUACUGGGCAAUGUUGGAGAUCACUGUGUAAGUUAGGUAUUCAUAUUGCAGUCUUUCUCCACCAUUUGAAAGCAUGUUACUUUUUCUAAAACAAUUCUGCAAUAUUCCUUGUCAAGGUACUAUGCACUUAGGAAAUUUGAACAGUUUAUCGAAGAUAUAUAAUGCCUCAUCUCUAUCUUUGUUACACUAGAACAGUACACUUUGUUCCUGAAACUUUAGCCCUGGUACGGAUGUUCUCCCAGAAGAGAAAAGAUUAAUGUUACUACUUAAGUGAUAAUAUGCGGCACAAACUGUAUGUAGAUCACGUUCUAUUAUAUUGACACCUUUUCACUUGCAAUGCAAAGGCUGCUAUGGAAAAUAAAAGCUUUUUGAUAGUUCAGUUAUAUGAAUAUUGAUGUAUUCCUGUAGUAACACUUUCAAGCAACUAUUUAAAACUGCAAAAGUAUUUUUCUAACUUUUGUCUUGUAGAUAUUUAUAUGUGAAAAACAUUAGGCGUGAUUUGGGCCUUUCUAGUUGAGGUACGUUUCAUUGCGCAGGGUAAGAGUUUCUUCUCUUUCUCCAGCCCAGUGCUCUGAAUUUAUGUUAUUCAUUCAUUCAUUCAUUUCCCAGCAUAGUGAUGAUGAUGAUGAGGGUGUGUGUGUGUGUAUGUGUGUAUGUAUUUGAGGGAUUGAAAGAGAGAGAGAUUUAAGAGUCCAAAAAGUGGGGGUAGAUUAGCAUAGGAAAUGUCAUUUCUUCCUAGAGAGCAGGCCCUGGCAUUGCAUUAGAUGAUUGUGUAAAAUGAGGUGAUUAUGCACUAUUUCUAUAGUUUUCCCACCCUUCCCCCACAUGCCAGUCAAGUAAAACUGCUGAUGUGGGAGGUUAGUGUUUUUUCAUGCCCUAUUGGAGAUGUUAUACAUGACAGCACUGUAGAAAAGUGUAGCCCAGGGUUGAACUGUGGAGUCCUUAGUGCUUUCCAAGCGUGGCUGUUUGUUUGCAAAUGUUUAUCCAGCUAGGUAGCAUCAGCAUUUUAACGGGUAACGAAAUGUCUGAAGCAAACAGUCAUGUUCAGAUAGCACCAAGGACUCCACAGGACAGUCCUGUGCCCAUCUGGCCCACUCUAGAUCUGACUCAAGAGAGCUGAAAAGAGACUUGCCUGUUGUGUUGUCCAACAACCACACAUAAGCAGUUGUGGGAUGUCCUGGACAAGAAAGUGGUUGAACACUGAGGUAUUUGAAAGUUGCAACUAAAAUCGUACAAAUUACUUCAAGGUAUCUACAAUAAUAAAGUAUCUAGACACAAUGGCCUGUUUGUCACACCCUUCUGAAAUUCUCGUUGUGAAACUAAAAAACAUGUUUCUGGAGAUGCUUUGGAGACUUGAUUGCUUGGCAGGGACCAUAGCAGCGAUUCAACCAAAUCAAAACAAAUUUUUUAUUGUGGUCCCACAGAGUUAUUCUACCAAAUUGUCCACAAAUAUGCACAUUUAAAAAUAUGUAGUGAUCUUAAAUUUAGAUCUUUAACCUGAUCAGCCUAAUGUUAGCAUUGUGCAUAGGCAAUAAUCAAUGCAGUCCAGGGUGCUCUCUGUGUUAAAGCAUCUCCAGCUAUAGUGAACCAUGCUUGGGCAUUAUUAUAUCAGUCUCAUCGGACUGGAAAUGUAGGUGCGUAACUCUGUACAUCAUUACAGGUGGUGCUUGACUUAUGGCCACAAUUGGGAAUUGAAUUUUGCUUGCGAAGCAAUGUGGUCGUUCAGCAAGUCGUCACAUGACCAAACCCGAUUUUACAGCCAUUUUACUAUGGUCAUUAAAACAAAUCACUGUGGUCAUUAAGUGAAUCAUGGGUUAAGUCAAUCACAUAGUCAUAAAUGCAAGCCAGUUGCCAAGUGUCUAAGUGGUGAUUACAUAACGGGGUAAGGGGGCUAGUGUGAUGGUUGCAAUUUUGAGGAUGGAUCAUAAGUCAUUCUUUCUGAGGCCUUUGUAACUUUGAACCAUCAUUAAAUUAAUGGUCGUAAGUUGAGUACCUUACUGUGUAUCUUGUCCAGUUUUUUUUCCUGAAUAGGGAAUUUUCCCUUCUGCUACGCUAAUGGGAAGCUUCCCAAUUUUGAUAGUUGUGCUGCUUCUUUAUUUUGUGAUAAAGAACCACUUAUUAUAUACUUUAAACCUGUCCCCCUAAUACAUUUCUACACCUUUAUCCAUUCUAGGGAGACCCCCAAAGAGUUUGCCUCCUUUUCAAAGGUUGAUAUGAAGAAAGUGCCUUUUUAAAGUAAUGUGUUUCAAAUGGCCUGAGACAUUUUGAAGGUCUUCAUUCCAAUUGAUCUAGCUUCUUUAAUCCCAAGAAUGUCCUUAAAUGCUAAGACGAUCAAUUUAUUGUUUAUCUUGCCAGGUUUCUAUAAAUGAAUAUUGGCAGCUUUUCCAUAUUGUUGUAAGAAGGGUAAAUUUAAUAAAUCCUGAUUGGAUUGGUCUGCAGAUUUUUGAUAUUCACUUGUGAACCAAAGUAAAUACAAGCCUGAUGCAAAUUUAAGUUCUGUCUGCAAUCAGGCAAUGACCCAAGCAGCAAUAAAUUGCAACCAGGUGCCUCUUAAAAAAAGAUAGCAAUGAAGUAGAGUAUGUCUUAAAUGACAUUCCUUUAAAAAAAUAUUAAUUAGCAAGCAGGGGAAGCCAUUAUCUUUUAAAGAGUGUUUUGAACACUAUUUGUUUUGCAUUAACCUUCAUCAACUGAUGUCGUCAGUUGUUUGGGGAAUCACAAUUUCCUCAAUUCCAUCUAGGAAUUCCGGGAAUUAUAGUCUUAAAAUAGUUGGAGGAUAAGGAAAGGGUACCCUGUAUUAUAGGUCUGGUUUCCCCUCAUUUAUUUACAUUAUCAGUUCUCCUUUUUUUUGUUACGGAUCUGGUACAAGUGCUAUUUAAUUUGCUCCUUGAUAUUAUUAUAAUUAUUUUAGCUAUUUAUUGACAAUAGGAUGACUGAAUUUGGUGCAUGAUUUUUGCCACAUUUUCCUUAAAUAUUCAGCAUUUUAUACAGUCUGGUUAAUUUAUUAUGAUGAUGAUUAGAGUGGCGGUACAUAACUACAGUCAUUUCAAUAUAGUGAUACAGUUUAAAAGCAUAUAUUUUAACCUGAAGCAUUUAUUGAUAAGCUGAUGUAUUUUUUUAAAGCAUAUGUACAGGAAGUGAAUUAUUUUUGAACUAUGUUAAUUCUGAAUAAAACCCAAAAUUGAAAACAA